GCGUCGCCCUCAAAUCUUUCAGUUACAAUAAGACAAUGGAUUAUUCCAAGCGAGAAAUACCGGUGUGCGAAGUCUGCCAAAAGCCGGCGAACCAAACAUGUGGAGGAUGCAAGUUGGUCUAUUACUGUUCGAAAGAUCACCAAAAACACGCAUGGAAAGAAGGACAUAAGUUUCAAUGCCGGAGCUACAAAAUUGAACACUCAGAUCUGAUUGGAAGACACAUGAUAGCAACUAGAGAUAUAAGGCAAGGAGAAAUAAUUCUAAAAGAAAAACCGGCUGUCAGUGGUCCAAGGAUAACCUGCACGCCCCAUUGUUUAUCGUGUAACAAAAAGCUUCAACCAAUACAAAUUGAAGAUAAGUUAGAUUUUUAUAAAUGCUCCAAAUGUAACUGGCCCAUGUGUAAUCUCAGCUGCGAAAACGCAGAACCACAUCGAGAAGAAUGCAAACUUAUGACUAAAAACAAUUAUAAAUGCGAUAUCAAAUAUGAAAGCCCUGAUAAAGCGGAAGCAGCGUAUUGUGUAAUUGCACCCAUGAGAGUACUAUUAAUGCAUAAAACCAACCCUCGUCAGUAUGAAAGUGUAAUGUCUUUAGAAUCCCACUUGGAACACAGAAUCAAUACACCUUUAUAUAAAGUGUUAAAGGUCAAUCUUCUCACUUUUAUUGCUCGUGUGCUUGGACUGUCAUUUGAUGAAGAGACUAUUCUGAAAGUAGCUUCGAUAUUCGACACUAAUUCCUUUGAUGUUAGAUCUCCGGAUGGAUCCAAAAGGUUACGUGCUAUUUACGUGACAGCUUCGAUGAUGAACCAUAACUGCAGGCCCAAUACAAGACAUAUUUAUUUAGGUGAUGAUAAUAUCUUAGCUUUGAUAGCAACCGUACCGAUUGCUAAAGGUGAAAUGAUUACUGUAACGUAUACCCAAUCGUUGUACGGAACGUUGGAUAGAAGAAGACAUUUAAGAGAAACCAAAUGUUUUGAUUGUGAAUGUGAAAGGUGUAAGGAUCCAACAGAAUUUGGUACAUAUUUAGGUAACAUUUACUGUUCCAUUUGCAACGGCUCUCUAGGAAAUAAGAAAUCAAAAACAGAAGCAAAAAUGGUCUCUACCAAUCCUUUAGAUGAAACUGCGCCAUGGAGUUGUGAAAAAUGUGGUUAUUACAUACAAAGUAGACAGAUGUUUUGGGGUAAUAAUGCGUUGAAACAAGAGCUUAGUGCACUAAACAAAUCAUCCCCUAAAGGGUUUGAGGAAUUUAUUGAUAAAUAUUCAGUGACACUUCAUUCCACAAAUCAUUUAGCGAUACAAGCUAAGAUGGCGUUGAUGCAAAUUUAUGGAAACUAUAAAGGAUACACAUUGAUAGAGCUUCCAGACUAUUUACUAAAGCGUAAAGUAGAUAUCUGUCAUGAACUUUUGGAUGUGGCGGACAAGCUAGAGCCUGGCUGGUCUAGGUUCCGUGGAACCAUUCUCCUGGAACUACAAGCUGCCAUGACAAUGCAAACUAAAAGGGAAUUCGAAGUGGAGAAAAUAACUAAAGCUGCAGCACAGGAUCAAUUAAUGGAAAGCAUGGUAUUGCUACAGGAAGCAACACACAUUUUGAGAAUAGAACCUUACAUGAAAGAAGUUUUGGAGAAUAAACUUCAAGAACUGUCUUCCUUAUUAGAUGAGACUAAUCUUUGAUACAUUAUGAUUUUUAUAUGUGUAUGAGAUAUUUUUAUAAAAUUCCCUUGUGUAACGCUUGAGUGUAUAAGUGCUAAAACACUACGAUAGGUUUAUAUAUCACUUAGAUAUAUAUUUUUUUAGGAGAGGAAGUAUAAUAAAUCAAUAAUUAAGAUGUGUACAUUUAUAUAUUGGAUUUGUAACUAUUAGUUCCAUUAUAAAGACACAAUUAAAAGACAAAAUUAAUUACUACAAGUUAAAAUUAGUUACUACUUAAUUUCUUCUAUAAACUUGAUGUAUUAAAUGAUUUUUUCUAGACUCAA
Maniola jurtina (meadow brown) is the source of this 1969-nucleotide messenger RNA. RefSeq names its product SET domain-containing protein SmydA-8 (gene SmydA-2). The record is from RefSeq and is a predicted model, not a curated record. The transcript is spliced from 3 exons. NCBI's taxonomy places the organism in Eukaryota, Metazoa, Arthropoda, Insecta, Lepidoptera, Nymphalidae. Gene Ontology annotation, molecular function: protein binding. The coding region runs from base 36 to 1667 and encodes 543 amino acids.